AUGGAUACGAGCAACAAAGAGCAGGAAGCCCCCCUCGCCCAUCUUUCUCCCCCCAUCCAUCAUCCCAUCUCCUUCAUCCACGACGAAGAAUCCACCCUAAACACUAACCCCCCCCCCCCCCCCCCCCGCCGAUGCGUGCUCUGGUGCGGCGGCUGCUGCGGCGCAACCCUCGUCCUCCUCGGCGUCACCAUCCUCGUCCUCGCACUCACCGUUUUCAAAAUCAAAGAUCCCGAACUCACCAUGAACAAUCUCCGCGUUAACCGGCUCUUCGUCCCCGGAGUCGGCACCAUCGAAGACCCGACCCUCUCCGUCAACGCCACCCUCACCGCCGAUAUUUCCAUCAAGAACCCUAAUGUCGCCUCAUUCAGGUUCGAGAACAGCACCACCGAUUUCUUCUACGGCGGGGAGACGGUGGGCGUCGCAUACGCGCCGGACGGGAACGUGAGGGCGUAUCGGACGGCGAGGAUGAACGUGACGGUGGAUGUUUUGGCGGAUCGGGUGGUGCUGGACACGAACGCGACGGGAUCGGUUUUGUUUGACGGGGAGGUGAAUAUGAGCAGCUAUACGGACAUUGGGGGGCGGGUGAAUGUGAUGGGGGUUUACAAACUGAACAUGCACAUUCUUCUUAAUUGCAGUUUUACCUUGCAGGUUUUUAGCAAAAACAUUACCAAUCAAUUGUGCUCUGCGCAUGUCCAAUGAUUUUGAAUCUUAUUUUUAUUUUUGUACAUAAGCAAGUUGAAUAUUGUGAUUGUUUUCUAAA
Molecule: messenger RNA, 760 nt
Organism: Phalaenopsis equestris
Lineage: Eukaryota; Viridiplantae; Streptophyta; Magnoliopsida; Asparagales; Orchidaceae
Product: late embryogenesis abundant protein At1g64065-like
Exons: 1
Coding region: 1-699 (232 amino acids)
Source: RefSeq, a predicted model, not a curated record